Sodiomyces alkalinus F11 is the source of this 1977-nucleotide messenger RNA. RefSeq lists its product as hypothetical. The coding region runs from base 1 to 1977 and encodes 658 amino acids. The transcript is spliced from 6 exons. The record is from RefSeq and is a predicted model, not a curated record. Lineage: Eukaryota; Fungi; Ascomycota; Sordariomycetes; Glomerellales; Plectosphaerellaceae.
AUGUCUGUGUCAUCACCCGACUCGGAGGCGCUGCAGUCGCCGCCGUUCAUUAGCAUGUCUUCGGCCAGCCCAGAACGCUCUAGUUUUCAAUCCAAUUCUCUCCAUCCCGACUCCAUUCAAAGGGUUUCAGCGGCCAUGCAUUUAAUGAGCCCCAGCGAUAUUGUCGGCCCAUCCCCCGUCACGUCGAACGGCACCGAGACAACCGAGAUCGAAGAUGAGGAGUUCGACGAGGCUCAACACCAGUCCAUGGCCAAUAGAACCUCCCAACCACAGACCUCCAGCGAGCCAGUCGCAAGAUCAGAACAAACAAGUACGAGGUCCUCUCCAAGAGCCGAUACCGCGAGUCAGCAGACAGUGACGGAUAAUCAAUUGAAGUCCCCUACUCAACCCCAUCCUCCUCCCCUAUCGACAGACGUCACCGCCGUCAGAUACAGUAUAGACAGUGCUACGCCCAGAGCACAGGAUCUGGAAGACAUGCUGAGCGAAUCAUCACGCGUCAGGUCCAGCAGCACCAGCAGCCUCGAGAAAAUCGACGAGAUCCGAGAAGCCGAGACGGACACGGAAAACUACGAAGAGGAAGUCUUUGCGACACCCGGCCUUCCCCGAGAGGAGACGGAGAUCAAAGCUCUUCGGACAGCGCUCCAGGAGUGCUGGACGCUUUGCAACACAUUGGCAAGCCUCAGCUCAUUUCAUCGGAGCCGAGUCUUUCACAACUCGGGGACACCCGAUGCUCAUGAAAAGGCAUGGAUGGCCUGCUGGAAAUUGUGCCAACGCUUAUACGACAACCGAGACCAGGAUAAUGUUUCAUUCAGUGUCCGCGAGAGCCUGGAUCUAUGCAGGGACUUUUGCCAGUCCUUGUUUGAUGUCAGGCAUAGGAAAGACGAGGUUGCUGACUCUAUUCUUCGGGUAAAUUUUGAGCUCAGCAAUCACCUCUACAGCGCCCAAGACUUCCGGAACAUUCCCGCGCCAUUCCAGGAGAGGACACUGGAGUUUUAUAUCACAUUAUGUCACCGUUUGAUGAAACAACGAGGCGAGGUGGCUGAUGAAACCGACUCUCUCCUCAAGGCAUGCUGGUCGCUAGCCGAGAUGCUCUUCAGCCUGAGACAGAACAAGCGUGAUAACAAGUCUCCGGACGAGGAACUUCUCGGGUCAGCCGUACAGGCUUGCUGGGAACUCUGCGACAUCUUCCGGGACGGUUGGACCCGGGUGAGACCGGAUCGGAACACCCCCCGACCGAGUCAGACCAGCUUUUUCCCCAGCGAUCAAACCAACGGCCGCGAGAGCCGCUCCUCGAACCGCUCCAUGCACUCCAAACGGGAGAGUCACAAGAGCCUAGGCCUGGCGGAAGAGCGGCCCCGCAACAAACCGCCUCCCGUCCCCGAGACCCCCGUCACCGAGUUCGAAGACACGCCCAUCUCUCCAGAGAGCGAGUCGCCCAAGGUCCCCAAUAUCCUCGUCCUCGGGACCACAUCCGACUCGGGCCGUGGUGGCCGUUGGUCCAGCAGUGCCUCCAACCUCUCCUCCUACUCGCAAUCCAGCGCCAAAACGUCCAGUACCGCCACCGCUGCAACGGCCGGCGACGACAUCAACGUUACCCGCGUCAAGGCCCUCAUGCUCAAAGCCGCCAUGAACGUCGGCUUCGUUCGCGACCAGGCCAACGACGGCAAGGCCGGCAUGGCCUCCCUCCAUGCGUUUGUAAAGCAGCUCCCCGCUGGUUCUUUCGGGAACUCGGCGGCGAACACGGCCUUGCUUCAAACCUACCGCAACGUAGUCCUGGGGGAUGCGGCGUUCAGGAGCCCAUCGUCCAUCUUACCGGCCAGGGGCAAGCGUGUGUUUGCCCAGGAUGUGGCUAAGAGUGUCAAUUUCAUGGUCCACCGAUCCGCCCAUUACGCCUUUCUAAGAGACUUGUUUAGGCUCGUCUUUGGGUUCCCUAUUGAAGAAUCCGAAACAAGGAAGAAUGUGGGCAUCGCCAUCUAG